Cottoperca gobio is the source of this 1143-nucleotide messenger RNA. RefSeq names its product vasodilator-stimulated phosphoprotein. NCBI's taxonomy places the organism in Eukaryota, Metazoa, Chordata, Actinopteri, Perciformes, Bovichtidae. Gene Ontology annotation, cellular component: neuronal cell body; filopodium; extracellular exosome. The transcript is spliced from 2 exons. Gene Ontology annotation, biological process: regulation of cell projection organization; morphogenesis of a branching structure; actin filament organization. Gene Ontology annotation, molecular function: actin filament binding. The record is from RefSeq and is a predicted model, not a curated record. The coding region runs from base 14 to 754 and encodes 246 amino acids.
AAAAGAUGAAGAGAUGGUAGACAGAGAGAAAAAUACAGAAGAAGAAGGAAAAGAGUGGAAAGAGGAAACAAACUACGAUCCAUCACCUCCAUCACCUCCAUCACCUCCAUCACCUCCAGCACCUCUACGAGCCUGUGAAAGUGCUGAAUCGCUGUGUCGUGCUGGUGCAGAAGCAGGAAUGGAAGCUCUCCGAGCCCCCACAGAAGAAGAGAAAGGCUCAGGCGCUGGGGAAGUUUAUCUCACAUCAGCGAGCGGCGACAAAGAGACAACACAAAGUCCGACGGACACAAAGUCUGAGGACGAUCGUCUGACUCUGAGAGUAGAGGAAGCGCAGAGUUUGGAGGAACAUGAGCGACUUGAAACCACGACGCUGACAUCAUUUCCUGCUCCAGGACAUCGAGGUGAAACAGACGCCGUCAUCCAGGGAAUUACACCUGACCUACAGACAGCUUGCAGGUUUGAGGAGAACGUGUCUCUGAUGGAUGCAGCUGCUGAGUCGUCGUCAGGAGCCGGAGGAGGAAGCAAAGAGCUCAGUCCCACGCAAAACUCAUCCAACCCUGUGAUGGACGUGAAGGAGGACCGAGGGGACAAAGAGAAAGGAGGUCCAAACUCUGACGAUAUGAACGACGAGACUGAAGACAAGAAGAACGACAGCCGCCAAUCGUCAAAGUACCAAACUGUGUCCUACAGGAGGAUCCGCAGAGGGAACACCAGACAGAGGAUUGAUGAGUUUGAGGCCAUGAUGGACUCGUGAUCGAACCUGAAAUAUGCUUGAGGAUGAUAGCAGUAACAUUUAGAGAAAAGUAGUGGACCCAGGAUAGAGCCUUGUGGUGCGCCAUAAUGUCUGUUCCGUAAUUUUUCAAAUUCUGUGAGUGAAAGGCGCUAAAUAAAUAAAAUGUAUUUGUUUAUACAGUAGCAAAAGGCUCAACUUUGAAGUCUCAGCUAACAGCACACUCCCUUUUUAAUUUCCCUGUCCUGGUUUCCUCUCGGGGUCCCAAUUCUCCAGUAUUUCUCCACAUUUUCACAUCUUUUACUUGUUUCGGGCACUGCACGGCGCGUGUUUCGGGCACUGCACGGCGCGUGUUUCGGGCACUGCACUGCGCGUGUUUCGGGCACUGCACUGCUCGUGUUUCGGGCACUGCA